Messenger RNA from Labrus bergylta (ballan wrasse), 7538 nucleotides. The record is from RefSeq and is a predicted model, not a curated record. Lineage: Eukaryota; Metazoa; Chordata; Actinopteri; Labriformes; Labridae.
GAGAGCGGAUGAGACGAGGUCAGAGAGACACCAUGUAGAGAGUCAGACAGGUGAGAGCAGGUCCUCAGGUGUGUUCAGGUGUUCUGGAUCAUCAUGUCCAUCAGCGUGAAUCUGAGGAGGAUCUCCAACCUGCCAGGACGAUACGACAGGAAGGUGGAACUCUGCUUCAGAGGUUUCACCCAUAAAACCAGAGUCCUGAAGUGUGAGAACUUGGCCAUCUUCAACGAGCAAUUCCGUUGGCCUCACUACGGAAAAGUGAUCAGGGAAGAAGUUUUGUCCGUCAGUGUUUACAACUGCAGUAAAGUCUUCUCCAACAGAUUGUUGGGUAAGCUGAUCGUCAGUCUCCAGCAUGUUGUUACCUCGGGGAGGCUGUUGCUGCGGGAACCACUCACUGACGCCAACUACAGCCUGACUGAUAUCUACAUAGAGCUGGAUGUUCGGUAUCAUCCUCUCGAGGGAACUGCAGGAAGCUGGGAAGGGCUCGACUUCCUAAAAAUUGAAGACGAGGAUGAGUCAGCUCUGGUCAUCAGGAAUGAAGCAUUUAAUGAACCUGACAGUCAACCGACUUUCACUCGCCCAGGUCAGCUAGAGAGAGAGGUCCGGCGUCUGGGGCGGAGCCUGGUCAGGGCUUCAUCAGGAGAUGAAGAUGAAGAUGAUGACGAUUUUGAUGAUGACCUCAUGGACCUGGAAGCUUCAAACAUCAUCUUCACCCCUCUGCUCAGUCGUUGCAGGCCGAUGUCCAAAAACGUUACUUCAGCAUCGCCCAGAGUCAAGAGCUUCCAGGUGAAUGUAAACAUCCAGGAGGCUCAGAAGUUAGUCGGUGUAAACAUCAACCCUGCAGUUUUCAUCAGAGUGGGAAAGCAGAAAAAACACACAGCGACGCAGAAGUCCACCAACUGUCCUUUUUACAACGAGAAUUUCCAGUUUGAGUUCCAGGAGGACCCACAGAUCCUCUUUGAUAAAGUCAUCGAGUUAAGGGUGUUCCACAGGCGCAAACUGGCUUUCCUGAUGACCCACAUUGGGACCUUUAAGAUCGACAUCGCCACCGUGUACAACCAGCCAGACCACAGAUUCUACCAGAAGUGGGCUCCUCUCGUGGACCCGGCAGAAACCAGGUCAGGAAUCAAGGGUUACGUCAAGGCCAGUAUCAAUGUGCUGAUGAAGGGAGACGCUCUGAGCACGCCCAGUCUGCCUCCCUCCUCAUCUGGAGCCAGCGAGGACAUAGAGAAGAACCUGCUGCUUCCUCGAGGGAUUCCUUCUGAGCGUCCAUGGGCUCGAUUUCGAGUCCGGAUCUACAGAGCCGAGGAUCUGCCAACCAUGGACGCAGGACUAAUGGCCAAGGUGUCAAAGGUCACUGACAGAACCGUCUUCAUUGAUCCCUACGUAAAAGUGACCUUCGCUGGUCAGCAGGGGGAGACGUUGAUUGCCAGCGCCACCAGCUGUCCCGUCUGGAACGAGGAAAUCUCCUUCAUCGAGCAGUUUCCUCCUAUGGCUCAGCGAAUCAGAAUCCAGAUUCUCGAUGAUGCAAAGAUGGGAGACAUCGCCCUGGUCACGCACUACCUGGACCUGCAGCAGAUUUCGGACCCUACCAGGAAUGGGUUUAACCCCACCUUUGGUCCAUGUUGGGUCAACCUGUAUGGGUCUCCUCAGAACUCCACUCUUGGAGACGUCCACCAGGCUUUGAACCAGGGUCUUGGUGAAGGAAUCUUCUACCGUGGACGAAUCCUCAUUGCUCUCUGCGUCGAGGUUUACUCCUCCCCCUCUGCCGUUAUAACAGACACAGCCGCUUUGGGGAAGAUGAAAGGAGCACUGGGGAAGCUGGGAAUGAGGAAGAAGACGGGCGGCAAGAAGGAGAAGCAGCAAGGAUCUGUUGCUGCCGGCAGUUUGGCUGGCGAUUCAGGAGAAGCAGCAGUUGAGGUACCAGAGGCUGUCACCGUUGAGAUCGAGGAGAUCCACCCAUUCCCUGAGGGUUUUCUGGGACAGAAGGAGGAUUUUCUGCUGUUUGCAUCUCUGUUUGAAAUCACCAUGAUGGACCCAAGCAUAGGAAACAGGCCAGUGACCUUUGAGCUCUCCAUUGGGAGUUUCGGGAAAGCAGUGAGGGUUGUGAGAUCCAAGAAGAGCCAGAGCAAGGAGGAGCUGAGGAAGAGCAAGGAGGAGCUGAGGAAGAAGCUGAGUAUGAGCAAGGAAGAUAUAAAUGAGGAGGCCCGGGGUCUACUGGAGUCUGAGGAGGAGCUAGACAAAGAAGAGGUGCUGAAUCCUGAACCUGAGAACAAGUCCUUGUCUGAUGCUUUGAGACCUGAGCCAACUGAGUAUGACAGGUCUUUCCAGUGUAUUCCUCUCCAGCCCCCCUCCUCAAAACCGAAGCCUUGUCUGUUUGUCUGGAGUCAGUUUGAAGAUUACAGCUUUCGACUCUAUCAGGCUAACUUGCUCAGCAAGAUGGCCGACAGACUGGAGAUCGGUCUUGAUGAGGUGGAGCGUCUCUUAAGAAGACCCAGGAGUAACGUCAAGGAGCGUUUGUUGGAGGUGUUGCUGGAGUUUGUGGCUUCCUGCAAACAGUUCAGUGGUUUCUCGGACAGGAAAUCUCAGUCCCGUCCCAACAACCUGGACAGAUGCAGAAGGGAGUUUAUCAAGAAAAAUUUAGUCUUGUUGGCGAGACAGGCAGUGAAGGCCAGACGCAGGAUGACCAGGCGAACAGCGAAACAGCGGUUAAUGGAUAGCAGGAAACUCCUUAAGAGACUUCGUCUGCUAGCGAAAGAGCCCCAGAAUAUCAUCCCAGACGUGUUUCUUUGGUUGCUUACUGGAAGAAAGCGAUUGGCUUAUGUCAGGAUCCCCGUCCACUCCAUCUAUUUUUCAUUGGUUGAAGAGCAAAGAGGCCGGGACUGUGGGCGACUUACCACCCUCUACAUGAAGUCUCCAGGAAGUUCGGCGAGUGAAAUCUUUGCCAAGCUGGAGGUCUACUUGUGGUUUGGUCUUGCAAAGUACAGUAAAGAGGUCACUACCUGCCUGCCAGAGGAGUUUCUGCCAGUCUAUGCAGAGGAGGAGGAGGAACAGAAGAGGCUGGUCCAUGCAGGGAAGAGGAAGCUACCUGUUAGUCUGUCCUGCCAGGACAGCAAGUACUACCAGCUACGAUGUCACUUGUAUCAGGGGCGUGGCCUAAUGGCUGCUGAUGACAACGGCCUUUCGGAUCCCUUCGCCAAGGUUGUCUUCGGAACUCAGUGUCAGGUCACCAGGGUCAUGUCUAGCACCCUGUCUCCAGCCUGGUGCGAGUGUUUGCUAUUUGACAGAGUUCUUCUGGAGGGAACAAAGGAGGAUCUUACACAAGACCCUCCCCUCAUAAUCAUCAACAUCUACGACCAAGACCAAAUGGCGGCUCCCAAGCCUCUGGGUCGAACCUUUGCUGAGCCGGAGUUUAAAACUGUGGAGCAGUACUACAAGAAGCCCCACCUGCGUUUCUAUGACAUCAGCAUGGGAAAGGUGCCUGCUGGGGAGCUGUUGGCUGCCUUCGAGCUCAUUGAGCUGGACUACUCCAAGUUUGGAGAGCCCCUUCUCCCAAGCAGUGUGGACCCGCAAGAACUGACCUACCUAGAGGAGCAGAGAUGUUACUUCAUCCCGGACGGAGUCCGACCUGUUCUGAAGACCUUCAGGAUUGAGGUGCUGUUCUGGGGUGUGAGGGAGCUAAAACGGGUUCAGCUGUUCGAGGUGGAGCGGCCGAUGGUAAAGGUGGAGUGUGCCGGACGACAGCUGGAGUCUGAAGAGAUUGAGAGUUACCAGACUCACCCAAACUUCAAAGAGCUGGUCCUCUACAUGGACGUGCAACUGCCAGAGCAGACCUACCUCCACCCUCCUCUGACAUUGUUCGUUGUGGAGCAGCGAGCAUUUGGUCGACUUGCUCUUGUCGGGACGCACGUCGUCCAGAGCCUCAUGGCCUAUGCCCCUGCUGAGCUUGAGGGGGAGCCUGAGGAGGAAGAGGAAGAGCAAAAACCAAAACCAAAACCAAAAGCAAAUCAAAACUCAAUGAAGAUCAGACCUCUGUCGACAGUGAAGAAUAUCGGACUCAGCGGUCUGUCGAUCACUCAGUCAAAGAUUCCUAUGAACCCCAUCAAGCUGCUUAAUGGCCCUCUGAACAAGCUUAAAGACAAAGGAGAGGAGUUAGAGGAGGAGCCACCUGAGCAGGAGGAGUUGGAUUGGUGGUCCAAAUAUUAUGCUUCAGUGCAGGAGUUGGAGAGAAAAGCUGUUGAGGAGGAGGAGAUGGCAGAGGCAGAAGCAGAUAAAGAUGGAGGGAAUAUGACCAUGGGAAAUAUUGAAGAGGAGGAAGAGGAAAUAGUGGUGGUGGAAAUUGAGCCUCCAAAACGCAAGAAGAUUGCUACACUAAAGUUGUACGGAGGUGAUCUGGAGUCAGAGUUCAGUCAGUUUCAGGACUGGCUGCGGAUCUUUCCGCUGUAUAAAGGCCGAGUAAGCGGUGAGGAUGAUGAUGACGAUGACGAGGAGAGAUUCAUGGGAAGCUACAAGGGGUCUUUCCUGGUCUAUCCGAUUGAUUCGGGAGACGAAGAAGAUGAAGAAGACACAACCUGUCGGAUCACGAAUGGAAUCCCCAAAAACACACCAAUUAAAGUCUUGGUCCGAGUCUAUAUUGUUAAGGCCACCACUCUGACUCCAACAGACCCGAAUGGUAAAGCAGACCCGUAUCUGGUGGUCAACGUUGGAGAGCAGAGUCAGGACACCGAGGAUCGAUACAUCCCCAAACAGCUCAACCCAACAUUUGGAGAAGUCUUUGAAUUCAACAUUUCUUUCCCCCUGGAGACGGAUUUGGUUAUCCAAGUGAUGGAUCACGAUAUGCUGGGAUCUGAUGACGUCAUUGGGGAGACAAGAGUCGAUCUGGAGAACCGGUUCUACAGCCGCCACAGAGCCAGCUGCAGUCUGGCACUUUACUAUGAUGCUGACGGCUACAAUAAGUGGCGGGAUGCCAAGAAGCCGUCGGCCAUCUUGGCAGAGCUCUGCAGGAAGAACGGCAUUAUGUCUCCAGAGUACAGACCGUCUGAAGUCAAAGUUCUCAACAAAAUCUUCAAGAUCCCACCUGAUGCAGUACCUGAAGCUCUUCUGAAAAAGAACCAGCGGACUCCAGAGGAGGAAGCAGAGAUGGAGGAACAUUCAGCCCUGAGCGUGCUGCAGCGCUGGGGGGAAAUGAAAGAGUUCAUCCCAGGAGCUGUUCCUCUGGUCCAAGAACACGUGGAGAUCCGAUCUUUAAUAAACCAGGACAACCCUGGACUGCCACAGGGUUACCUUCAUAUGUGGGUGGACAUGUUUCCUACUGACGUCCCAGCUCCGCCUCCUGUUGACAUAAAGCCCCGCAAACCUGAACAGUACGAGCUGCGUGUGAUCAUUUGGAACACUGAUGACGUUUUUCUUGAUGACGUCAACCCAUUCACCGGUGACCCAUCCUCAGAUAUCUACGUUAAGGGAUGGAUAAGGGGACUGGAAGGAGACAAACAGGAGACAGAUGUCCACUUCAAUUCUCUGACUGGAGAAGGAAACUUCAACUGGAGAUUCAUAUUUCGCUUUGACUACCUUCCUACUGAGAAAGAGGUGGUGUUUAAGAAGAAGGAGUCCUUCUUCUCUCUAGAGGAGUCAGAGUUCAGACAGCCAGCUGUUAUGUCGCUGCAGGUCUGGGACUACGAUCGCAUCUCAGCCAACGACUUCCUGGGUGCCAUUGAGUUUCGUCUGUACGACAUGGUGCGUCCAGCAAAAACAUCCGGUAAAUGUAAGAUUGACAUGGCCAAGGAUCGCGCCAGCCCUCGAUUCUCCAUCUUUCGUGCAAAGAAGAUGAAGGGCUGGUGGCCGUUAACCCGCCUUAAGACGGCCGAGGACUUUGAGAAGGAGGAGAAGGAGAGGGAGGAGGCCAAGAAGAAGGGGAAAAAGAAGAAGAAGAAAAAGAAGGACAAGAGGGGAAAUAUGAAGAAGGAGGACCUGGAGUACAUUGACAGCAGUGGCAACACUUACUUGUUAAUGGGAAAGGUGGAGGCGGAGCUUCAGCUGGUGACACUGGAGCAAGCAGAGGCAAACCCUGUGGGACGAGCCCGGAAAGAGCCGGAGCCUUUGGACAAACCUAAUCGCCCCACCACCAGCUUCAACUGGUUUGUCAACCCGCUGAAGACCUUCAUCUUCCUCAUCUGGAAGAAGUUCAAGAAAUACAUAAUCGCUUUCGUCAUCCUCGCCGUCCUCACGCUCUUCCUCGGUCUCAUCGUCUACACGCUGCCGGCGCAAAUCUCCAACCUCAUGGUCAACGGGUGACGAGACCUGCGGGGAAUCUUAAUUACUCCUGCUGGUCUCUGGUGAUAGACUGUCUCAGGUUUUUAGCCCUGAACUGAUCCAGUUUAAUGUGGACUGAAGUCUUAUUGAGUAUGAUUCAUAUUUAAACAUCACUUAAACUAAUUUGAUGUGUUUACACUAACUGCACUACAUUACCCAGCAUGCCUGUUUAAAUACAAACACCUUUGGACAUGGGAGCAUAAUGAGAGAUCUGGUUAUUGUCAAAUUUGUCCAUCACAAGAGGAAAUUACUGAACACAUUCAUGUGGAUUUAACUCACAUUUUAUAUUUAUAUUCCCAUCCAUCCAUUAUCUGUACCGCUUUACCCGUUUGGAUAUAAUCCCAGCUGUCAUUGGGCGAGAAGCGGGGUACACCCUCGGCUGAACGCCAGUCAAUCACAGAGCUGACAUAUAGAGACAGACAACCGGCAACACUCACAUUCACAUUUAGAGUCACCAGUUAAUCUAACGAGCGUGUCUUUGGACUGUGGGAGGAAGCCUGAUGCUGCAUUCAUGUGCCGCUUGGGUGGUCCAAGUUUCUGAGUUGUCAAGUCGUUCUUCUGACUUAAGUGUGUUCACAUGAUUUCAGCUCGGAAAGUCGGAAUUUGAACAAAAAGUUUAAGUGCAAUACACUGAUUAAUAAAACGUUUGUUAAUAUUAACAAAACAUAUUUUGCCCCCCAUCUGAUGUCAAGUCGGCAAAUCGGGCACCUAAUUCUUUUCUGAGUUUCUGAGUUUUUGUUCCCACUUGAGCGUUCAUUUGGAUUUUACCGAUGUGUCCGACACCACAUGAAUGCACCAUGAGUACAUGGAGAGAACCCACACAUGUACAGGGAGAACAUGCAAACUCCACACAGUGAGGCUCCUGUCCGACUGGGAUUCGAACCAGGAGCCUCCUCACUAACCAAUGCACCACCUUGAGCCUUAUUUUACAAUUGAUCAAUUUAUUUUCACUGAAACUCUCUUUCACUGUGUAUAUAGACGUACUCUCUAUAUCAGCACCUCUCCAGAUUUAAGUGUAUGACAAUAUCACUAAAUUAAUAAUCUGUGUUUGAUGAUGGAUUAUUUUUGUGGAGUUAAAUUUGAGAGAAGAAUAAUGAAUAUAUCAAUGUAUGUGUGUAUUCAGAUUUUGCACUUACUUAGAACUGCAGUCAAAAUACAGAAUUGUACAAGUGUGAUCCUUUUUGGACUGAAUUAUGGAUUUUAAAUAAAAACGUAUUAAAAUCUGUCAAGUG